GUUUUCCCUUCGAACGAGACUAUAAAACAUCGCUGCCUCUCCUCCUUUGAAUCUCGCCCAGCCCGCUUUUAUCGGAAUGCCCUCAUCUCCGACCAAGAGUGACUUGAUAUCUAUUGCCCGUGCCAUCAUUAUUCGUACAUAAUCAUCUUUCAGGCCACCUACCCAUCAGUACUGCCACACUUCCCGCUUGGAUAGUCCCGUCACGCCUCUUCUCAUAAUCAUCCACCUCGUCGAGCGUGCGAUCAUGCUUUCUUACGAUGCUCCCAGCCAAGGGCCGGUUUCCUCAUCUGGCCUUUCAUCUAGUAUAAAUGGAGCGCCUGCAUCAAAGACCCAGGCUAUCUCAGCCCAGGCCAACGGUUCUUCGGCUCCCAAGCAUCAUCACAUCUGGCUCGUCACAGGACCGGCUGGAUGCGGAAAGUCGACUGUCGCUGAACACUUGGCGCAAUCACUAAACAUGCCCUUCAUCGAGGGUGACUCGUUUCACCCACAGUCGAAUAUCGAGAAGAUGUCCAACGGCAUCCCCCUGACCGAUGCCGAUCGCUGGGACUGGCUGACGAUCCUCCGCGAAGAGUCCCGCAAACGGCUGGCCUCCGGCUCGGACGGCGUGGUCCUGACAUGCUCGGCACUGAAACGCAAGUACCGCGACGUCAUCCGGGUCGCCGGAUACUACGACCACUCGCUGCUCAUCCACUUCAUUUUCCUUCACGCCCCCGAGACCGUCCUCCUAGAACGUGUGCAGGCGCGCAAGAACCACUACAUGGGUGCCGACAUGGUCUCGAGUCAAUUCAGCAUCCUGGAGCUUCCUCAACAGGACGAGAAGGACGUCAUCACCAUCGAUGUUAGCCGAUCGGUCGAAGCCGUCAAGCGGGACGCCUUGUCCCGAGUUACACACAUGAUGAAGGGGGAUGAAGAGGACUAAGGUGGCCCGGGUCCCUUGGGAGCGCGCGAUCAUUUCCCCUCAAGUUUUUUUUUCUUCUUUUUUUCCCCUCCUUUUCUUCUCUUUUCCGUUCUGUCAUUUAUGGGAGUUGGUGGGCAAAAGGGCGAAUGGGCAUAGUGUGAUAUUGCACGAUAGGGUACGGCAAGGCUCCGGAUUUAAGGUCUUUUUUUUUUUUGGCCAGGCGUUAUUCACGGGGACAUCAGAGGCUU
Molecule: messenger RNA, 1146 nt
Organism: Sodiomyces alkalinus F11
Lineage: Eukaryota; Fungi; Ascomycota; Sordariomycetes; Glomerellales; Plectosphaerellaceae
Product: thermoresistant gluconokinase
Exons: 2
Coding region: 245-919 (224 amino acids)
Cellular component (GO): cytoplasm
Molecular function (GO): gluconokinase activity
Source: RefSeq, a predicted model, not a curated record